AAUUAAAAAUAUGGAGGACACAGAAGUCCGAGAAGUCACAACUUCGGCAGCGAAAACAAACGACCCCGACGGAAGACGCAUGCAAUUAUUGAAUUAUGGAAUCCAAACGUCAAUUAAAAAAUGUUUGUCCGCUGUUAGGUAUGCCAGGAUUGAAAAGGUUCUCUCCCCCAUAGCCCAGUCCAGUCCUGAAAUCCUCAAACAAAUCCACAAACAGAUGGAAUGUCAGUUGCAGACAAAUAUUAUGGAUGAAAUUUCAUCGAUGUUUGAAGAAGAAAAUAUUUCUGGACUGAUGAACAAUCUAGACAAGAUCAUUGAAGAAACGAGUUUAGGUCCCGAUGAGCAGGCAUGGAGGCCGUCUGGUGAUCCGUCGUUAGAUGUAUUACCACAUGUGUAUUCGACAAAGCUCAAGGAGAGGUCGAGUCUGGAGAAGAUUCUCAAGGAAGUGGAAGAUAAAAACCGACAGUUACACGAAGCUCUCAGACCCCGGCAGCAGAGGCUAGAGACUCUGAAGAAGGACGUUCUGAAAGAAUGCCAGUAUUGGGAAGAGGCAGCUGGCGCCAUUCCUGAAGACUACAAACAAAAGAUGGAGAAAUUCAUCCGGACGUGACAAUUGCGAUUAUUUAUUUUGAGGAUAUGAAAGAGACUUGGAACUUGUGGUGGAAUUAAAAAGACUGUUAUGAGUUUAUUGCCAUUGUUAAAAUGUUGUAGACUAAUAAUAAAGUUUGUUUUGUUUAACGACA
Molecule: messenger RNA, 740 nt
Organism: Gigantopelta aegis
Lineage: Eukaryota; Metazoa; Mollusca; Gastropoda; Neomphalida; Peltospiridae
Product: polyamine-modulated factor 1-like
Exons: 5
Coding region: 11-607 (198 amino acids)
Biological process (GO): chromosome segregation
Cellular component (GO): MIS12/MIND type complex
Source: RefSeq, a predicted model, not a curated record